AUGUUAGUUGUUUUCCCCGCAGAUCCUCUAUCCCCAAAGUGGACAUCUCCGGCUUCCAAGGUUCUGGACCCCGGGCAGUCAGAUCCAACGGAUAUAACCGAAUAUGCAAGAUGGGGGCCGUCCGAACAACUCCCCCACGUCUCGGCCAAGGAGGAAGAGACGCCCCUGCAGACGGAUACAUCCGGCCUAGCAAGGCCAGCAGCUGGCUCAGACCCCGAUCUUGCCGAUCGAGGUGCUAGUACCCCCAGCUUCCACUGUUCACAAGUCCCGCCCUCCAUUGGCUCGGACGGCGAAGGCUGCACUCAUCGGCAAUCACCACCUCGGCCAACGACCCGAAAGCGGGACCCCCUUCCAAAUGAAGAAAUUUACGACGGGAUGGCAGAUGAAAAUAUAGAACGCAACUGGUCCGUGGACACGGCCGACUUACACUUCAACGGCAAGGCAGACGAGCUGCCUAAGGUGCUUAUGCAUAUCCGUCUAGAGUCAGCCCUGGAUUCCGACCUACAAGACAGCGCCGUCAGUCCUACACGGGGGCUAAAAACGGAGCGCUGUGAUCGCCUGGUUGCUGCCUAUCCCGCCGACUACUCGGCACUGAAACGAGAAGCUGCACGAAUAGAAGCCCCGACAACGGUGGCCCCAUAUGGGGCCGGGUUCUUCCUCUAG
Penicillium samsonianum is the source of this 663-nucleotide messenger RNA. RefSeq lists its product as uncharacterized. NCBI's taxonomy places the organism in Eukaryota, Fungi, Ascomycota, Eurotiomycetes, Eurotiales, Aspergillaceae. The coding region runs from base 1 to 663 and encodes 220 amino acids. The transcript has 3 exons. The record is from RefSeq and is a predicted model, not a curated record.